CGCUUCCAGCUGCAAGCAUUUUGACAGUUCCGCGCUACUUCUGUCAAAAGAAACUUCGUACUAUUGUUUUUCAGUAUUGCCAGGAUCAUUGUCUUCAAACCUGAUUGACACGAAUUUGAACUCACAAUGAUUAGAGAAAUGAAAAAAAUCACCAACAAGUGCAAGAGAUUUUUAUACAACCGUUUAUCCACUAAUGGCAUAUGAAUAGGACCUUAAGAAUUUUCUCAUCAUUACACAAAGAUUCAUAUAGUUAAAUUAUCAUUAGCUGAAUAUGGAUGUACUCCACGAGCAACUUGGUGUACCAAAGAAAUAUAUGUGCCGUGCAAAUGGGCGAAUAUCUAUUACGGUUCACCGAAGUUGGUUAGCUAAUUUACUUAUUGUAGGCCCUAUUACAUUUGCAACCCACGAUCAACUUUCCUUGGAAGAAAUUGCAGCUCAACCGUCACUUAACGAAUUAGGACCCAGCUGGUUACGAGUGUAUGCUAGGGUUUACCAAAAACAGCACAGAAAUGCAAUUCCACUACCAAGAGCAAGGAAUUUAGGACAAGGAAAAACAGAAUCUGAGCUAACAUUUCCUCAACUUCUACACUAUGUUAUGGAAACGAAUCACCACAAUUUAUGGAAAGAAGCAUACAAAAAGUAUUACAGCAGAUGGAACCCAGCUGAGCAUAAAGAGCAGUCUAAUAUAACAGCAACCAGUAGCGAUGUGGCUGUAAUGAAAGAUAUCAUUAAUCGCAUGUAUGGCUGCCCUAUGGUGCAACUUCAGGAUGGCAGUAUUAUAACAGUGACACCCGGGUCUAGUUGGGAUCCACACUGUAACUUAUUACCAGCAUUAUUGAUAGUGGAAACGGCCUCUACAUUCAUUACAAUGCAUGAACAGACUGCUAAAUAUUCCCUUCAAGAAUCAGUGACAUACAGUCCAGCAGCAUUAUCUUCGAGUCACAGCAAACCGCUUUUUAUUGUCUACCAGUUACUCCGUCUACUGAGAGACAUGCAUGAUAGAGGACUAGCACUUGGAGAGAUAACACUAAGAGACAUCUUGCUGACUGAUAAUUUUACUAUUCAGGUCCUGCCAAAAAUAAGUGACAAUGUAUAUUUAAAACCACAACACGAGUGCGGAAACUUGACAAAUAUUCAUAGUCAACGAAAGUCCAAGUGUUACGACCAUAGCAAAGACACAAAAGUGUCAUAUGAGCACAGUAAAAAUUCUUGUAGCCCGAUGUUUGGAAUGAAUGAGAACAUUGAUAAGCUGUGCGAAAUGUGGGUACAGGGGAAAAUAAGUAAUUUUGAUUAUUUAACUGCACUGAACAACGUAGCUGGAAGGAGAUACGGAGAUCCAUCUUGUCAUCAUGUCAUGCCUUGGGUAACAGACUUUACAUCACGUUGUGGUGGAAAUUGGCGGGAUCUUACAAAAUCGAAGUUCCGUCUCAACAAAGGAGAUAGACAGUUGGAUCUCACGUUUGACUCGCAUGUGACUGAGGUUGGACACCAUGUUUCGGAUGUUCUUUCAGAGAUAACUUAUUACGUCUAUCUUUCUCGACGUUACACCCGGUCUGUUUUGUGCAAGCAUGUAAGGCCGCAGUGGGUUCCUUGGGAGUAUCCUGCGUCUAUCCAAAGAUUACAUCAUUGGAGUCCAGACGAAUGCAUUCCACAAUUUUUCACGGAUCCCAAUGUGUUCAAAUCCAUUCACGAAGAUCUCCCAGAUUUGGAAAUUCCAGCCUGGGCAACAUCGCCGGAAGACUUUGUGGAAAAGCAUCGAGAAGCUUUGGAGAGCUUAUAUGUUUCUGAAAGAUUACAUCACUGGAUCGAUCUCACAUUUGGCUAUAAGUUGUCGGGAUUAGCUGCGGUAAAGUCGAAAAAUGUUUGCUUACAAUUAGUGGAUAACCACAAAAACCUCACAAAUUCAGGCAUAGUGCAAUUAUUUAGUUUACCACAUCCACAAAAGAUAGUGCCUUCUCCAUAUUGGAGUAAAACUCCACCUCGUCUGCAGAAAACCAAUUUCCGAGAGAAGAUAAAAAAUGAUCGUUCCGGAGAAAGAAUUAGUGAAGACGAAGGGCACAGUUCAGGUAUUGAAGAGGACGAAUCUGUAGCAAAUGCAAACCCUUCUAGGUCUUCGCCAAUGGCUUUAAGCCGCUUGCUGAGUCGGUCUCGUGGUUCCUUACUUGCUCCAGAUGAAACUCUAAAGUCUGAUAAAUCAUUGGGGCAAAUUAUUCUCCCAAAAGAUUUCAAUCCUGUAGCGGCGCUUAUUCAGGUAGAAACGACGUAUGCGUUUCUGAACAAAGCAACUCAUCAAAUGUACAAACCAAGUUUGACGACCCAUGAUAGUUCAGCAAAUUACAAACAGAUUAUUGCAUCUAGUCGGAUUAAAGAACAACAAAUACUCGGAUGUCUGAUAGUCGAAAUAUUCCUUUCUUCGAAGCUUAGAGCCUCGGCAAAAGCUGGUCGUAUGACGUUCAGUGAAAGAUUCACCUCGUGUUUAAGCCUGUUGAAAGCAUCCCCAGAUGCUUUGCCGAGAUGUGUGAGAAAUGCAGUAGCAUUGUUGCUCCAGGCCGAUGUUAUACCCAAAAGCUACAAUCUAGAAAAUAUGGAAACAAGCAAUACCACUGCCAAUUUAAAUAGCCCACAGUUUCGUUAUUUGACUGUAACAAACAUAGGUUUACCUCCACCGUCUGCCCAUCAGUUGCUGCAGUCGAUUUUAUCCGGGAGCUUAUUUCCAUUUCCUAAAUACUUUCAGCGAUUAUUUGGUAUUGUUGAAAUGCUGCAAGAAUAUAACAGUCUCGUUCAAAGUUUGAAUCUGGUCACACAUGCAGCUAAAGAUAGUGACUUGAUGUCCUUUACUCGUACGCAAUAUCUCUGCAAAAUCAGUGAGUGUAAAGUUAAAGCAAUAGCAAGAGAUUUGGAAGAUCUUCUCCCCGAAAUGGGUGCCACAUCCGAAGCUUAUCUGGAAUUAAUAGUGCCACACAUUCGUCAAAUAAUGGAGGAACCAUACUGCGCUGUUUUAGCAGCUUGGUAUUUAUUUGACCCCAUUGCUAAGGUUAUUGGUCCAAAGCACUCUGCAGCAGCCCUAUUAGACCCCAUUGUUAAGCUGUAUGAAAACGGUUCCAUCAUGGACAACGAAUCUCAAAUAGAUAUUCUGUCUUCCGCAUCUCCAGCUAAGCACAGAACGGUUAGAUUAUAUCACCGUAGUUUCCUUUUGAAACUUAUGGUCAGACUUGGGCUACGACGAUUUUUAGACAAUUUUAUAACACCACUAGUUGAGGCUGUAGGAGGUUACAGAGACGACUUGCAGAGCCUCACAAAUUUUAAUCAUUGCCGAACUGGAAAUUUGAAAAGUUGCGACCUGAGUGGCAGUUGCAGCGAUGCUGAAGCAAUGUUAUCGCCAUUGGAUGAGGAUUCUUCGUGUGAUUCUGAUAGAAACGGCUCAACUUCAGUCGGCCAGCCGAGCAAUGACAAUAAAAUAUUGCCAAUGAAUGACAAUGAGAUAGAAGAAGUCUUCGUUUUAGAGACAGAAGAAAGCUCUCCCUCUUCUACGGCUGGUGUACCCUAUAAUAUAGAUGUACAUCUGGAACUGAAUCUAAGUCUGAAUGAUCUGUCCGAAGAUAUGACUAAAAAUUCACCACCUGGUAGCAUGAAGUCUCCGACGAUACCUAUACCCAGACGAGCCGAGGGUGGUAAAUUAGUAACUGGAUUUAACAGUAUAGGUUGUCAUGUUGGAAGCAAAACCUCUAGCGAAGAUAUACCAAUGGGCAGUAAUUCAUACGUAGGUAACAUUGCUCUAGGAAAUAAAACUGUCGAUAGCCUAGGCACAACAAAUAUUGACAGUGAAAAAGGUUUUAUUUCACACUGUGAAACUGACGACCUGCUGGAAACCACAGACAAUGAGGAAGUGGCACAGAUGGAAUUGCCCUUGGCUAAGAUAGUUCCGAUUGAUUGCAAAGUAUCUGAAAUGAGUGCAGAAUCUGUGAUUUGGCUGUCCCAUCGGUUGGGACCAGUUUUGACAGCUCGUUAUCUCUCAAGGAACCUUCUCAGGAUGUUGACCUUGUGCUACACGGGCACAGAAAACCUGCAACCCUUGCCUGAGGAUGAGAUUGAUCUAACGGGGCAGUGCAGAUGGUCAAAGACGACUUUGGUAGGGGAUCAAAAUGCAACCAAGGUUCUUGAAUGCCUUACUGCGAUUGCAGGCCUGUAUGGAGAGCAAAUUAUUUUACUUCAAUACCUUGGUCACAUGGUGGAAUUAUUGGCUUUGUGCAAACGCAAGUUGACUCCAAAUUUGGAGGGUGGCUUAGUAUCUUGUCUAGCUCUUUUGACACAUAUAAUAGCAUUUCUGAGUGACUCUGCUUUAAUGGAUGCCCUGCACGAAAUCAUACUCAGGUCCAUUUUACAUCCAGCUGUUAGAAUACUUUCAACGACUCGUUAUACUUUUCCAAAUGGCACAAUUGCCCGCAGUGCAUUGGCAGAUAAAUAUAUAGCUGUGGCAUUUUGCCUAAGUCAAAGAUUGGGAUCAGAGAUGAGUAAAACUCAAAUAGCAGUCUCUAUCCAACGCUUUUUCUUAGCGUUUGACAAGGCAUAUGAGCAAGUUAGUCAAAAUGUAUUUGUAGAAGAUAUCGAACAGAAGAUCGCUAGUUCUGUGAAGAGAAAUAUUCCAACCAGUUCUACGGCAAAUAGCGAAUCGUAUGAGGAAAGUAGUUACUUUGAAGUAUUGCAAGAUGGUACAACACAGGAAUGGGCUGUGAUCGGAACACCGACACGUAUUUGUGAAGUCCGUACCGGUGCUGGUGAUGAAAUAGCAGAUUCUUUCUCACCUCCAAUAGUUGAAAGUUGCGGAAUGGUUGACUCUCAAAGAAACAAGGCACUCGACGAACUAAAGUCGGUAUUCACUUCAGAGUUGGCGCAUAAGUCAUAUGUAGCUUUUUAUCGUUAUAUUGGAGAUGAUGGGAUGGAGCAGAUCUUAAAGAAUCACCAGUUAAUAAGAAAUCUCUGUUGCGAAUAUGAACAAGAGAGUCAACCUCUUGGUUCUAAUAUGGAUAUAAGUCCGGAUAGAAAACAACCGGAAAGCUUCGGAAAUAUUUCUAUCAUCGGAAACCGUAUUGAAGUGCAAAGGGAAUCUCCAUCACCGCAAUCCCAGUCUGUUGGAGAAUGUAUGUCACCUGUUAGUAGAGAGAUGAUGUCUACUAGUCGGCAUCUCCGAGGUAAUUGGUUGGCAUACUGGGAGCACGAAAUUGGUCGGCCCGACAAAGAUACUAGAUUCAAUAUAAAGCAGAUAAAGCUUCAAACUUUUACGGGGCAUACGAAUAGCGUACGAUGUCUUCAUGUACUAGACAAUGAAAACAGCUUUAUGAGUGGCGGUAGGGACAAGAGUGUAAAACUUUGGAGUCUCAGAAGCCAGGGAGAUGGCAGUGCGAUAUCACAGUGUCAGUAUACUUAUACAGGGCAUAAAAAGUCGAUCCUUGCCUUAACUUUUUUGGAAUCUCUGAGAUAUGCUGUUACAUGCGACGGAUCCAUUCAUUGUUGGGAUCCGUUCAUGGGAUCUCUACUAGGGGUGCCGGAGUGUGUUCGACCAGCACCUGUUAACACUCUAGCUGCUUGUCCUGUACCAUCGACAAUGUUGCUUGCUGCAACUACAGAUAUAACGUUGAGAGUAAUUGACUGCAGAACAUUCCAAUACGUCAAUGAAAUGAAAGUAUCAAUGAAUCCUACCGGGUUGAUUCGAUGCAUUGCAGUUGGUCCCAGCGGACAUUGGAUAGCUAUGGGUCAGGCAUCUGGUUUUCUUACAAUUUUAGACAUCCGUACCGGACUCAUAAUCGCAUCGUGGAAAGGACAUGAGUGUGAAGUAUUACAACUAGAAGCGUUGAACGAUACGACUAUCAUCAGUUCUUCUUUGGAUCAAUCUAUCGCAGUAUGGAGUGCAGUUGAUGGAAAAUUAAAAUUUCAUCUGAAAGGCACCACAGAACCGGUACACUGUUUAUCCAUAUACGAACAGGAAUUGAUUUCAGCAACAACUGCGAAUAGAAUCGGUGUUCAUACGUCAGUAGAAACAACAGCAUCAUUUUCUUCCACCAAACUACGAUCGGAUACAUUCAAAGGAGUUCUUACUGCGAUGACUUUACUUCCGUUGAAUCGUCUUCUCCUAUUAGGGGCUGACAAUGGAGGAAUUUCAUUGCUCUGUUGAAUAUCAAAUGAAAUAUACAAUGAUACAUCUCAUCAUUAUCAGUCAACAUCAUUGCGCAGCAAUUUUGACAUAAAUCUGAUAAAUGAAAACACAAUCUCGUACGUUCGUAGGUUUGGUCUAUGGCGUGGUCUCUGUGAAUAUUUAUUCCGAAUAUCAAAUUAUACAUGCGCUCUAACUAGAUGGAGUAAAUUGUAA
Messenger RNA from Athalia rosae (coleseed sawfly), 6364 nucleotides. It is a transcript of the gene Wdr81, whose product is annotated as WD repeat-containing protein 81. Gene Ontology annotation, molecular function: phosphatidylinositol 3-kinase regulator activity; protein binding. NCBI's taxonomy places the organism in Eukaryota, Metazoa, Arthropoda, Insecta, Hymenoptera, Athaliidae. The transcript has 22 exons. Gene Ontology annotation, cellular component: mitochondrion. The record is from RefSeq and is a predicted model, not a curated record. Gene Ontology annotation, biological process: aggrephagy. Bases 272 to 6169 code for a protein of 1965 amino acids.